Cyphomyrmex costatus is the source of this 740-nucleotide messenger RNA. Its product is annotated as homologous-pairing protein 2 homolog. Gene Ontology annotation, biological process: meiotic joint molecule formation; homologous chromosome pairing at meiosis; meiotic strand invasion involved in reciprocal meiotic recombination. NCBI's taxonomy places the organism in Eukaryota, Metazoa, Arthropoda, Insecta, Hymenoptera, Formicidae. The transcript is spliced from 3 exons. The record is from RefSeq and is a predicted model, not a curated record. The coding region runs from base 138 to 740 and encodes 200 amino acids. Gene Ontology annotation, cellular component: DNA recombinase auxiliary factor complex; condensed nuclear chromosome. Gene Ontology annotation, molecular function: recombinase activator activity; double-stranded DNA binding.
UUCUGUUGUCAGUAAAUAUCUAGCGAAUGCCGGUUUUUUGCAUUUUGAUGUGAUGUGUGGUUAUAAAGUAGCAGACAAAUGUAUGAAAUAAGCCAAAUUGACAACAAAAUUACAUUAAGUGAAGGAUUACAACAAUAAUGACUGCGACAGCUGUGUAUAAUUAUAUGAAAAUGCAAAAUAGACCUUACAGCGUGAAUGACGUAGUCACGAAUUUACACAAUGAACACAGUAAAAAUGCAGUUCAAAAAGCUAUGGAUGAAUUGGUGACAAAUGGAAAAUUGUUUGAAAAAGUUUAUGGCAAACAAAAAAUAUAUUGUAUCAUGCAAAAUUCACAGUAUGACACUGAUGAGUUAAUGAGGAUUGACAAGGAAUUACAAAGUCAUGCUAAUGAGAUCGAGAGUAAAUAUCAGGAAGUCGUGAAAGAAGUAAAAGAACAGGAGGCACUUUUAGCUUCUCUAAAGUCAAGUUUGACACUGGAAGAUGUUCAAAAAGAAAAGAUUACUCUGCAGGAAAAUGUAAAACAGUUAACACGUAAAUUGGAUAACUUGAUGGAAAAAAGUGGUUCUGAAAAUUUGCAAGAGUCUAAACGAAAGGCACAGGAGAGUCUUGAUGAAUACUCACAUGAAUAUUUGAAAAGAAAAAAGAUAUGUGUUGAAAUACUAGAUUGCAUUUUGGAAAAUUAUCCUGGUAACAAAGAGGAGCUAUAUGAGGAAAUAGGUAUAGAUUCAGCGACUGUAUAA